AUGCUCCUAACCUCCACAGUGGCAUCUCAACAGGCAGGUGGUUACAUGCUAGAGCCUAUACCUUCAUAUAUUAUAUUAGCACCUCAGCAAAUCAGGCCGGAUGAAGAUGUCCAAAUUAGCGUCUCCAUCUUACGAAUGAUUUAUCCAAGGAUCACAAUGCGUCUUGCUAUUAAAAAUGGCGUCUUCGAAAUGAUUUCAGUCUCGUCAGUUUUUUUGGCGACCGGGACAAGAAUUCUUCAGAUGAGAGUCCCCAAUCAGGCUUCUCAGGGCGAGUAUUGGUUGCAUCUAGAUGGGUACAUAGCCACCAACAGCUCUCUUCUUUUCCAGAACCGAACUAGGAUUCAGCUCUAUCCCAAGACAGUAUCCCUUUUGAUUCAGGUAAAGGAACGCAUUCAUUGUCUACGGUGUAUCAAAGACAAGCAAACCGAUUUACCAUCAGAAUCAGAUCUAGAGGUGGUCGACUCUUCCAAUAAUCUUUUUAAACGAUGGCUCAAUCCGAUGACAAACAUAGGAGGUAUAAUUGAACUUGAUUUUGCUCUUGCUGACCAAGUUAACGAAGCUGCCACGUUUGUAGGGGCUGCCCUAUGGGAUGUGAAUGUGACCAUGCUUCCUCGAUACUCGGACGAAGACUUUGCCCUCACUGGAUUGAUACAGGCCAAUUAUACCAGCGGAAAGUAUGUUCGAGGAAAUGCGAGUGUUGUUAUCGAAAUGCGUGAGCGUGGGCCCGAUAUGUGGACCAGGCCACCGGCCGGAACUGCUAGGCGCACAAUAACACAAAUGGAUGGUCACGCCAGCUUUAUAAUACCCUUCAUCGAGUUGCGAUCGCAGCUCACCGGAACUGCGGGAGGAGCAGAACCUUCACUAGUCAACAUGGAUGUUUGGGCCAAUGUUUCCGUCACGAAUUGGUGGGAGGGAGACACUCGAUCAGGAUGGGCCUACACCCAAAUUUUCUCUGCUGAUUCAAACAUUAAAUUUCUCGGUGGAGGUGUUCGACCCUACAAACCAGGAAUGUACUUUACUGCCUAUAUGGUGAUCUUCACUGCGGAUGGUCAGCAGCCACUUUACAUAGACGAGAAUUCUGUGGUUCUUGCGACCGCCUAUCAGCGACUGUUCAAGUUCCAAUCUCCUUCCAGUACGUACCUGCAAUUAACCACCACCACCCCACAGCCACAAGUCGGUCAGUAUAUGGUAUUGAAUGUGGAGACGAACUAUCCUGUGGACACUAUCCACUACCUGGUCACAGCGGGCGGAAACAUCAUCACCUCCGAUCGCAUAUCAAUGCGCAGCGCGGUCACAUUCCGGUCCUUUUCAAUUGCCAUUUCCAAGACGAUGGCACCAAUUUGUCGGAUUGUGGCAUUUUGUGUUAAAAACGAUGGGGAGAUACUUGCGGACAGCCUAACCUUUUUCACCAACUACAGUCGUAUAAAUAAUGUGCAAAUUCAAGUGAAUCGAGGGAAAGACUUGAACUUAGACACCGUAGAGAUACGAGGAUUUGCCAAGCCUGGCUCCUAUCUCGCUGUGAAUGUGCUCCAUGCUGACUUAUUUCGAUACGACAGUCCUUCCUUCAUUCAGGAAAGAGAUGUGGUUGAUGAGAUGUCCAUGUACGAGGCGCAUGCGCAGAUGCCGUAUGAAUUCACGUGGUACAACAGCGUGAGUCAAGUGGAUCGCGUCUAUGUGCCCUCGCCCACCUACGGUGCCGACACCAACACCACUGUACAGAUGUCCGGCCUGGUUAUGUUCACCGAUGCUAACUUCACCAAAACCAAUUUCUAUCACACUUGUAACGAGACGGAGAAUCCGGCGCGUGCGCUGCCUUGCUUUGCGACAUCAGGACGGGAGUGCUAUUCCCGAGCGGAGCGUUGUGAUGGCAUCAAUCAGUGUGUCAAUUGGGCUGACGAGACCGGCUGUCCGGAGAACAGCACAACGACCACGAUGCCACCGCCAAAGCUCCGCCAGCUUGGCUCCUUCGAGAUGCUGUACCGCAACUGGGAAGACUGCUCAUGGAUGUGGCACAGCACCCCUGUCAAUGAUGACGCUAGUAAUGUUGCUGACAGACCAGAUGGGCAGAUUCAAUUUCGCGUCCCACUUCCGAAGAUGGAAGCAGGAUGGGUGGUGGGCGCGUUUGCAAUGGACGCCUCGGAGGGCCUCACUCUCAUCCGCACUCCCUUGCGCUUUGACGGUGCACGCCGCUUCUACUUCACUCUUGAGGUUCCCGAGGUCGGCUUUUGGGGCGAGCAGUUUGGUGUCCGUGUCUGUCUCUUCAACUACUGGACUUACUUCCUUGAGGCACUGGUCCGAGUGAAUGCAAAUCCGGACAUAGGAGUGAUCCGGGUCCCCUACGGUGGUCUGACGACAGCCUGGGCGCCGCCCUAUUCAGUGAAUGAGACUGUAGAGACGUUGGUGUAUCUGGACGCUGGCGAGUCAAAAUACGUCUACCUGCCUAUUUUGCCUCGUAAAACGGGAAACAACACCUUCACUAUAUGCGCUUUCUCAUUUCUCGGAGCCAACUGUGAGACGCGAUCCAUCUUUGUGCAGAUGAAUGGCAUUCCAAAUUACUUUCACACCUCUCGAUUCAUGGAUCUCACCAGCUCUAGUCAACUCUAUGUCAACAACUUUCGAGUCAUCGUGCCCGAGAAGUUUACUGUGCCAGAACAGCGCGCGCAUCGCUUCAUUCCUGGCUCCCAGAAGGGAGUGGUUAGCGUCACGGGUGACGUGAUUGGACCCACCCUCAGCCGUAACUUUGAGUAUGCAGACACGGAAAAUGUUCUACGGCUAUCCUACGGGGCGGCGGAGAACGUGUUUUUCGAGUUGGGCUUCAAUCUGCAACUGCUUUUCUAUCUGCGUGGCGCCGGCUACCUGCCCAACGACGUGAUGCUCGCUGGAGUCAACUACUGCUCUGUCGUCUUGCAGCGUGGUUUCACCUACUUUGACAACGUUACUGGUGCUUUCUGCAACUUUCGAGACCACCUCGAUCGACCGCAUGCCCUUCCAACAGCAUUUGCAAUAUGGAAUAUGCUACUGGCACGACUGACAGAGUGGGAGCGGUGGAUUUUUGUGGAGGAUGAGACAUUUGUGCGCUCUAUAACCUUCCUCAUGGAGACGCAAGUCAAUCAGACAUCAGGAGAGGAUCCCAUGCUAGUGGGAAGUUGGGCAGUGGAGGGCGAGGGUGUGGUUAUAGUGGACCGUCGCUUUAUCCCUCCAGUGAACGAAACACGAUGGCCAAAUCCCAUAGAACGUGAAGCUCACCGUCGUCUGCCCACUGCAGCAAUGGUGGUGGUUAGUCUGCGGGGCGCUGGCACACCACCCCCCAGCGGACGCGCCGCCGAGCUCGCCUCCCGUGUGGUGCGUCUGGCUGUUGGAUUCAUUCGGCACCACGUCCUCAAUGUGGAUGACCUCUUUGCAAAAAUCAUUGCCACGUAUGCCCUUCAAGUCGCUGCAGGAGCCAAUGCUCAAAACGAACUCACUCAAGCAAUGAAUCAGAUCCACGCCCGUCAACUAAGAGGGGAUCAUGUGUACUACUCCAAUUACCCGAUUCCUCCACCCAUCUAUGAAAUUGAUCAAGCGGGCAGACGAAUUGAAAAUCCGAGGGGCGAGUGGCCCAAUGACGGCUACGCGGUGGCGUGCUCAGCUCUCGUCUUUCUUAUCAAACUUGAGACCAAUGCCUGGAGCCCUGCAGUCCACGAAGCCCACGACAUGGUUAACUGGCUAACCAGCCAACGCAACCAUGUCUCCGGCUUUACCAGCACCUUUGAUUCGCUAGUGGCUCUUCAAGCACUGCGCAAAUUCGCUCUGGCGGAUAAGAAUCGUGCUCUCUACAAAAUGUCUGUGAGCCAAAAGAUCAGCUCCCUCAAACAAUGGGAGCCGCAAAUAUGGAUCGUGCCUGACAACUACUCCACGCUCUCAAGAACUGUGUAUCCACCGCGAUCUGUGUGGGGCGAUGUAACACUGGAGGUAGAAGGCACAGGACUUGUUACUCUUCAGUUGGACGUUAGCUACAACGUGGAGUUUCCUGACAUUCAACGUGAACCCCUCAAUCCAGAGAACCUUCUUGAAUUCUACACGAGUUUCGAUCUCGAAUGCACGCCCACCUUUUGGGGCCGAAAUAACUCCCACAUGCGCAUGUCUGUCUGCGGGAGUUGGACAGGAAACCACCCGUUGGAACCAGCCAAUGAGAGCGGCAUGGCGGUGUUUGAGGUGCGUGUACCCACAGGCUACGUGGUUAUGAACGAUGAGCUUCGGGACUACGUGCGAAGUGGUCAGGUGCCUCGGUUGAAGUACGCCCGUUUUCGUCCCCACUUUGUGCAUUUCUUCUUUGAUAAGCUAACAACAGAAAGAACUUGCGUUGAAUUCAAUGCCUCGCGUUUUUAUCCGGUCUCUAACAUGACUGAUCACCAAAUAUGCCUCGCGUACGAAUACUAUGAACCAGGUCGGUACAACAACAGCAUGUACGAAGUGAUCUCCCUCUACACCAACACAAUUUGCAGCGUCUGCGGAUCUUUCCAAUGUCCCUACUGCCCGGAUUACAACGGUAUCGUCUUUAAAGUGCCCAGCCCUCGACUCAUCCUGGUCAUCCUCCUACUGACACUGCAGCAUAAUCGAUGGACUCAUGAGUAA
Molecule: messenger RNA, 4614 nt
Organism: Hydatigera taeniaeformis
Lineage: Eukaryota; Metazoa; Platyhelminthes; Cestoda; Cyclophyllidea; Taeniidae
Source: the annotation of a GenBank genome assembly